GUCACAGCUAACAGCUAACAGCUAACAGGAACCAGGAACCAGGUGGAUGUUGAACUAUAACGUUUAUGUUUUUAAGGUUAAAUAAACAUUUUCAGUCAACGUUAAACCGUUUAAAACCGUUGAACCGUUUAUCCGACGUCGCUCCGCUACUUAGCUGUCCGUUAACCGGUCUCUCCCGGGGCAGGCUGCCUCCUCUGCCCGGUGCUCAGCGUCUGUUAACCGGUCUCUCCCGGGGCAGGCUGCCUCCUCUGCCCGGUGCUCAGCGUCUGUUAACCGGUCUCUCCCGGGGAAGACUGCCUCCUCUACCCGGUGCUCAGCGUCUGUUAACCGGUCUCUCCCGGGGAAGACUGCCUCCUCUACCCGGUGCUCAGCGUCUGUUAACCGGUCUCUCCCGGGGCAGGCUGCCUCCUCUGCUCGGUGCUCAGCGUCUGUUAACCGGUCUCUCCCGGGGCAGGCUGCCUCCUCUACCCGGUGCUCAGCGUCUGUUAACCGGUCUCUCCCGGGGAAGACUGCCUCCUCUACCCGGUGCUCAGCGACUGUUAACCGGUCUCUCCCGGGGAAGGCUGCCUCCUCUGCCCGGAGCUCAGCGACUAUUAACCGGUCUCUCCCGGGGCAGGCUGCCUCCUCUGCCCGGAGCUCAGCGACUGUUAACCGGUCUCUCCCGGGGCAGGCUGCCUCCUCUGCCCGGAGCUCAGCGACUGUUAACCGGUCUCUCCCGGGGCAGACCGCCUCCUCUGCCUGGUGCUCAGCGGGAAAUAAGAAGUCUCUCCAGAAACAGAAACGGAGAAAUGCCAAAAAAACAGAAAGCGCAGGUGAAAGGACAGCCGACUGCCGGCGGAGCAGCGCAGGCGGAAGCUUCUGGUCCGGUGGCUCGAGACAAAAGCGGAGCUGUCACCAUAACGGUGCACGCCAAGCCCGGCUCCAAACACAGCGCCAUCACAGAAGUUUCUGCCGAGGCCGUGGGAGUCGCCAUCGCAGCGCCUCCGACAGACGGAGAGGCAAACACGGAGCUCGUCCGCUUCCUGGCUCAAGUCCUGGAGCUGAAGAAAAGUCACAUCUCUCUUGACAAGGGCUCCAGGUCCAGAGACAAACUGAUCCGAGUGGACUCGUCUCUCAGUCCAGAGGAGGUGCUGAGGAGGCUCAGACAGGCUGCAGGCUGACAGGAAGGGGGGGGGGAGGAGGUGCUGAGGAGGCUCAGACAGGCUGCAGGCUGACAGGAAGGAGGGGGGGAGGAGGUGCUGAGGAGGCUCAGACAGGCUGCAGGCUGACAGGAAGGAGGGGAGAAGAGGAGAACGGAGGCGGAAACACGCUGAGAACCAACAGAGGAUGUUCCCGUCACAUUAAUUUCAACUGUAAAACCAUGUGAAGAGUUUUAGUGUGGAAACAAACAAACAUUGAAGUGAAGGGCGCUUUCAGACACACACACACACACACACACACACACACACACACACACACACACACACACACACACAUAGUCGGGUAGACUGGGUGAGAUUCUGGGGGGGGUGGUAGCAACAUUUUUAUCUGGUUGAGUUUGCCUUCACACGGCACUUUGUCAAACACCAAACAUGGUGAACAAACGGUCGCUGGUUGGUUGGACAGAAUAUCAGAGGGAAACUCGCCAAAUACGUGCAGCUGAGACCUCCACAGAGCGAGAAAACACAGACUGACAUGUUCACGUGUUGGGAUGAGUUAUGUAAUGACUUCUGGAUGAUGCAUUGGCUUUCAAUAAACCGAUUAUUAAUCUGUUUGA
Molecule: messenger RNA, 1756 nt
Organism: Sander lucioperca (pikeperch)
Lineage: Eukaryota; Metazoa; Chordata; Actinopteri; Perciformes; Percidae
Gene: c7h15orf40
Product: chromosome 7 C15orf40 homolog
Exons: 4
Coding region: 66-1160 (364 amino acids)
Cellular component (GO): cytoplasm
Source: RefSeq, a predicted model, not a curated record